Molecule: messenger RNA, 3852 nt
Organism: Leptinotarsa decemlineata (Colorado potato beetle)
Lineage: Eukaryota; Metazoa; Arthropoda; Insecta; Coleoptera; Chrysomelidae
Gene: Wdr59
Product: WD repeat domain 59
Biological process (GO): positive regulation of TORC1 signaling; cellular response to amino acid starvation
Cellular component (GO): Seh1-associated complex; vacuolar membrane
Molecular function (GO): signaling adaptor activity; protein binding
Source: RefSeq, a predicted model, not a curated record
UGGUUUUAGUUUUAGGUUAUGACAAUAUUGUCAAUGUGUUUGUGUUGUUUUGAUGUUGGAGUAAUAUGUAAUCAUUGCAUUUAAAUAGUAUAUAAUUUUUAUAUUCCGACAGCGUUAGAAAUUGAUAGGUACUCUGUCAACAUGGAAUUCAACAACACAUUACGGAAUUCUCCGAAAUGGAGUAGCGAAUAUUAUGUUGCCCUAGAAAGCAAAGAUUUACAAGCAAAUGCCAUGGCAGUUGACUAUUCCGGGAAUUUCGUUCUACUUGCAGGAAGACGUUGUCUGGCUAUUAGGAACCUCGAAGAUGUGGACCAGUUAAUUCAGAAAUUCCCACGACAAAGUAAAUAUGAUGUUGGAGCAGCUGAAUGGAACCCUAAUUCUCAUCAUAGUGAAACGUGUUCGAUAUCAAGCAAUCAGAGACUGGAAGUGUUGAUAGUAAGGGCGGAUGAACUAAAACAAACACAUUGCUUGCGAUAUCACACCAGAGUAAUAACAGACCUGAAUUGGCACAAAUUUGAACCGAAUUUGUUAGCUUCAUGUUCAGUAGACACGUUCAUACACAUAUGGGAUUUACGUGAUUCCAGACGUCCGACCUUAUCCCUUUCUGCCAUAGAGGAAGCCUCCCAAGUACGAUGGAAUCCGUUAUCUCCGUAUUAUUUGGCUUCCGCACAUGAAGGUGACAUAAAAAUUUGGGACAAGAGAAAAGCAUCUGCGCCCGUUCAGUACAUUGCUGCACAUGUGUCGAAGAUACACGGUUUGGACUGGAACCCCUUCCGAGAAACCCAUAUUUGUUCCUCAAGUCAAGACAAUUCAGUAAAGUUUUUUGAUACUUCCAAUCCGAGGAAGUCGGGAUAUUCGAUAACCACUAAUGCACCAGUUUGGAGGGCUAGACACACACCUUUUGGUAGUGGUCUGCUAACAGCAGUUGUGCCUCAAUUGAGAAGGGGGGAAAACAGUUUACUGCUGUGGAACACCGCCAAUAGAGCUACGUCAAUGCAUACUUUCGUUGGACACAGAGAUGUUGUUUUGGACUUCGAUUGGAGAAAGCAAAAACCUGGAGAUGAAGAUUUUCAGCUGGUGACAUGGUCAAAAGAUCAAACUCUUCUUGUUUGGAGGGUCGAACCUUUCAUACAGAAACUUUGUGGGUAUGAUCCUAUUGAAGCUAAAGAGGGAGAUGAUGUUAUGGAAAAUACAGAAAAUCCAAAUUUAUUUAAAAAAACUACUCCGAAAAUACAUCCAUUGCAACAGGAAUUUUCGUUGCUCAACGUGCACAUACCGAAUUUAGUGAUUAAAAAAAUGGAUGCUGUUGCCAGGAGUGUACUCGUUAAGGCAACCAUAAACACAGUUACUGUAAACUUGAAGGUUAGUUUUCCUAGUGCGUAUCCCCAUGGAGUUCCUCCUGGAUUCGAAGUGUUGAAGGAAGAGUCAAAAGUACAUGAUUCUAUUGUUGUCCAACUGUUGCAGAUGUUGAAACACUUAGCGCAGCAACGGGUGUCUAAGAAUCGAACUUGUCUAGAACCGUGCCUACGUCAAAUGGUUACAACUUUAGAACAGUUGUCUACUGACGCUGAAAGCAACAGAAUUUAUGAUAGGACUUAUAUAGAACCCUCUAGUAUUUUUGGUGGAUAUAAUGACGCUUACAUACCAUUCCCUAGAACAUCAGGUGCCAAAUUUUGUUCAGUCGGAACCUUAGUAUGUUUCGGGAGACCAGUACACACCCGAAAGCUAACAAAAAAUCCUGACAUAACCCCUAGAGCUCUCUCUACAACUCCGCGCGCUCUAUCUGCCUUAGAAAACAUUUUCGCUAAGCGCAAUGAUGAUUAUUUGACGGUUUCUGCUUACUACUAUCAGAGGCAGAGGUCGCGAGCAAAGCAAAAUCACACUAAAUUCUCCAAAGCUGUAGUUCACAUUUAUGAUGCUCUGGGGUUAUUUUUUGUCAACAGGCAAUUAGCUGAAGAGUAUAUUUUGGAUGGGGAUGUUGGAACCAUUUGUAAACACAAUGCUGCAGCCGCUGCAUUAGUUGGUCGAUAUGAUUUAGUUCAGGCUUGGACUUUGGCUGAGUCCGUUGCAGAUCCUCAACAGGCAGAUGAAGAAAUGUCUUGGUCAAAUCAUCCAUUUGGAAACCAGUUGAUGCAGUCACUGCACCUCCCUGGGAAAAGAAGGUUAAAGUCUGGAGGAUCUCUUUACCACACAAUACCUACUGCAGAAAUUAUAGCCGAUGGUUGGGUAAUUCCAAUGUUACGAACGACACGAUCAACUUCUCUAGACAACCUUCGAGUGGAAGAAUUCGUCGACAAAUCUGUCCAAAAGUGCCGCUCCAACUCACUCUACGAAUACUAUAAGACUGCCUAUGCGGAAACCUUACACAGGUGGGGUCUGAUUUACAACAGAACAGAAGUGCUCAAAUAUUUAUGCAACACCUCAGAACCCCACAAAGGAGUUGAAUUCGUCAGCGACUGCGAAGACUGUAUGAAACCAUCCAAGUUCAGUAACUGUACCUCGUGCAAAAAGUUGACUUUGAAGUGCACUGUGUGUCACGUGUCGGUACGUGGUGCGGCAAACGCUUGCGUGUCUUGCGGGCAUGGGGGCCACACGAAUUGUUUGAAGUGGUGGUUUUCCUUCAGAGAUGUUUGUCUGACGGGCUGCGGAUGUCACUGUUUGAUAGACACUGCGGGAAUGUUUAAUCCCUAGCAUACAGUUAGGAAGCGUAAAGUCGUUUCGAAUGUGAUAAAUUCAAAUACUAUGUGAUAACGGUAUCUAAGUUAUUAUUUAGUCUUAGGUCCACCAAAGGAACAACAUAGCUUUAUCCAUUUUAUUUUACAAGUCUCAGUUUAUAAACUCGAAUUUUCAAUAGAAAAUACUGAUUUAAUUUUAAUGAGAGCAAUUAUUUUAUCUUAUAAUAGAUAUUUGAGUGGACUGUUGCCGUUAGGUGGCGCCAGCGUCAAUGCAAAACUAAAGGAAAACAAAGAACUGGGUUGAAAUAUUUGGUAUUGUGUAAAUGAAAAUAUUUGAUAUAGUUUAGCCAAACUAUUCAAUUUCUUUGGUAAUUUUCGAUCUUCUAAAAAGUUUUUCAUAUCCUAAAACACAUUAUUAUACUGGCUUACAAAACAAUAUCUUUUGAAUGAUACUUUAAUAUGAAGAUGUGACUUUAACAUUUAUGUAAACUGAUAUUACAAUAAAUUAAAGGAAACUAAUAUUUUAAUGUUCCUGACUAAAAUAGCUGAUGAAAAUGAUAAAAAUUUUCUGAGUUUGACCUUAUAAGGCUGCGUCAUCCUACAUACCACAAUGAUUUGGACCAGAUAUGCUUUCUUUCAAGACAUGUUCAUUAAAAAUAUAUUCGACACAGCCCCACUACCAACAAAGUAACUGAAUUUUGCUGAUUUACUUAUGCAGGGUUUUUGAGUACAGCAUAUAAUUUCUUCAAAGAUAAUUUUAGGAAUCGUGUAUAUAUUUUUUGAUCUGUAUUAGUAGUUUUUAAGUUGUAUGAUACAUAUGAUUAAAAUGUUGAAAUCAUUGAAGUUAUAUUUGAAAGUAGAACUGAAUAUUGAUAUUUCAGCCUUAUACGAUACUUGAUGAUUGGAUUUUCUUUUUCUCUUAAUGUUUGUUUUUUAUACUGAUGGUUUAUGGUAUAUUUUAGUACAUAUUUUGUUGCAUAUACAUUUUUAUCGACUUAUUUAUUGGCAUUAUUUUCUAAUGUAUUAAAAUAAUUUGACCGAAUAUUGGGACAUUUUUUCAAACGAUACUUAGAUGAGAGAUUUAUUUUCAUUACUUUAUUUUUCAUUUUGAUUAUUUGUAUAUAAUUGACAUUUAACUUAUUCAUUGUGCGAUUUCCAAUACAGUUUCGCUAUACAA